UUAGUGUUAACGCAAUCCGCGAGCGAGUGGAUCAGGGCCUUCGUAUAAAGCCGGAUCCGAGCGUGAGCUUCAUUCGAUGACAGACGACGAAGACCCAGUGAGUGAGUGAGUGAGUCGAGCUGGUGAGUAAAAUCAGCAGCUCCAGUGUACGAAAGAAGCCGGACCCUUUUUCUUCUCUUCACCCUGCAUCCCUUCGGCAUCGAAUGUCCGGGACCCGUCGGCCAGAGACAUGAAGGGCUCUGGAGGGAGUGAGGGAGCGAGUGUGGUGGUGGUGGUGGUGGUGGUGGAGAGAAGGUGAGAGGUACAGACAUCGUUGCUGCUUCGCCUGAGCCAGGAAAGAGACAGAGCGAACGUUUCACUGUUGGUCCCCAUUCCAGGAUGUCGGGACCGUGUCGUCUUUCUCGCUGCGGCCAAGCGAGCCACGCCUUCUGCUGCUGCUGCUGCUGCUGCUAUUCCAAACUUGGCCGCUGAGCUAUAAAACCCGUGACGGCCACCAGUUGCCGUAGCUCGUGAACACCCCUUCCUUCGGGAGAGAGAGAGAGAGAGAGGAAGAGACGGAGACAUUGCGCCGAUGCAGCUGCAGCUCGGCUGGGCUCGGCUGGACCGUCAUGCAGGCUCCCGAGGCGUUGGGGUGUUCAGAGCUCCGGGGCGCCCCGCAUGCGUGCGCACAAAAACAACAGCACCACUACCAUUACGACUACGACUACCAUAACCACCACCGCUCCUCGUCCUCCUCGUCCGACAUUGCGCUGCUGGUGGGAUUCGUGGGCCGCAACGAGAAGUUGUGUCGAAAUUGUGCUCUACCGCUGAUGGAUCUUGUCGGUGGGUAUGGAGGCCGCGGGUGUACUUGCAGCAUUCGGUGAUUCGGCUGCAGCGCGGGUGGAAGUUUGAUCGCUGGGUGGUUGGUCGGUUAGACGAGGCCGCGGCGGCGGCGAGCAGCGGGGUACGAUCUUUGGGGUUGCGAUUGGAAGCGGAGCGAGGCGAAGGGACGGGAAAGGGAGGGAAAGGAAGAGAUUUAUAUUCGAGCGUCGGCGCCAUGGAUUCGCCGAGCGGCGGCCUGCGAGAGAGGCUCCUCGUCGACGACGACGACGACGGGGCGCACGAGAAUGGAAGCAAAAUGAAGCGUGGAGCCGCCGCCGGACCCGAGGGCGUGGAGUAUCUAACGGUGGACGAGAUGCUGGUCAAAUACGUCGGCGAGUUCGGGCGCGCUCAGUUCUGGCACUUCGUUCUCGUCAGCUUGGCGUGGACUGUCGAGGCGCUGCACACCAUGUCGAUGAUUUUCGGAGAUCGCGUUCCUGCCUGGCGCUGCGUCGACCAGGGCAGCAGCGACGGAGGAGGAGGAGGAGGAUCUUGCACCCCUUCUUCCUCGCUCUGCGAUUUGGCUCCCGGGAGCUGGGAAUGGGUCGACGGCAAAAGCGCCUCGACGGUGUCUCAAUUCAACCUCAUCUGCGGAGAGGAAUACAAAGUUGGCUUGGCUGGAUCCUUGUUCUUCAUCGGAGCCCUUUUCGGGGCGGGGACGUACGGGAGUCUGUCGGACUCGCUGCUGGGGCGCAAGGGGACGCUGGCGAUGUGCUGCAUGCUGACGGUGGCGCUGGGCAUGCUGACGUCACUGGUGCCCAACUACUGGCUCUACGCCGCGGCCCGAUUCGUGACGGGCCUGAACUCGAGCGGCAUCGGGCUCUGCUGCUUCGUGCUGGGCACGGAGAUCGUGGGGCCGAACAAGCGCGGGACGGUGGGCAUGUCGGCCUUCUACUUCUUCUCGCUCGGGAUCAUGAUCCUCCCGCUCUUCGACAUGUUCACCUCGUCGUGGCGCGAGCUCUACUUCACCACCUCCAUCCCGGGCGCGCUUUACUGCGUCGUCGUGCUCCCCUUCGUCUGGGAGUCCCCUCGUUGGUACCUCGUCAAGGGUCGAACUGCGGACGCCAUGACCGUUCUCCGAGCCUUCGCCCGGCGCAACGGCAACGCGGUUCCCGAGAACGUCUACCUCGUCGCCCACUCGCUCGACGGGGCCGCCGACGGCGACGAGGAGGCGCGCGCCGGUCUGGACCCCGCGUCGCCGCUCUCCGUCUCCACGCGCCCCGGCGGCAAGGAGUACCGGGCCGGGGACUCGUGCGCCGUGGUCGUCAGCCCUCGGAUCGCCAUGCGCACCGACUCCGGAGCGUCGAUCCUGGCCGGGGGCGCCUUCCCGGACGAGAAACGCAUCGGCGAGAGCCCAUCGGAGUUCGGCGGCACGCUGCUCGACAUCUUCCGGUACGGCGAGACGCGGUGGCGGAUGGUGCUCAUGGUGUGCAUCUGGUUCUUCAUCGGCGUCUGCUACUACGGCAUCAGCCUCAACGUGGUGAACCUCGGGUUCAACCUGCACGUCAGCGUGUUCCUGAACGGGCUCGUGGAGCUGCCCGUGUACACGCUGACCGCCCUUCUGCUGGGCAGGCUGGGCAGGAAGUUCAUGCUGGUCGCGGCCCUGUCGGCCGCUGGACUGUGCUGCCUGGCGGGGAGCUUCGCCUUCGGGAAUGUGCCCGGCAACGGGAGCUCGGCCGAUACCAACAGCCUGGACUUGGGGAGGGUGUUCUCUGGCGACGGCGACGGCAGCGACUACUCGGCCCUGCUGAGGCUGUUUUGCGGCAUCGUCGGCAUCUUCGGCACCGCGGGCGCCUACAACCUGGUGUACAUUUACACCAUGGAGCUGUUCCCUACCGUGGUGCGGAAUGCUGCCCUCGGGCUCGCCACGCAAGCGGGCAGCAUCGGAUCCGUGGUGGCGCCCGUCGUCGCGGUGAUCGGCAGAUCGAGUCCGUCGCUUCCGUUCGUGGUGUUCGGGUUCUUGUCUAUCGUCGGCGCAUUGUUGGCCACCCGGCUGCCCGAGACCAAGGACCAGGGUCUGCAUGAAACCAUGGAGGGAAUGGAGAGAACGGAGAGUGUAAAAAUCGCAGCAGCUGCUGCAGCAGCUGCUUCAACAGGCAAUGGCAAUGGCAGUGCCGUUCAGUCGUCAUGACUAGGCCGAGCAUGGAUAUAGGUUUCGAUGUAGAGAGCAGCCAACUUAGAUCCUCGUUAGAUGGAGUUAGAAUUGUAUUUUUCAUGUCCACGAAUUGGCAGAAUUUUUCGAUGGACAAUCCUUAGACUUGCUGCUGCUCGCGAGGCUGGAAUCUGCUUCUCAUGCAGAGAGGCCAAGAAUUGCCGCGAGGAUUACUUGAUGAUAGUUUCGGCCCUAAGGCUUCAAUGUGUACUUUCUAGGCCUCAGACUUCUCCCUUAGGUAGGUAGAUAGGACUGGAGUGUGAGUGCGAGGUAGUUGCAGCUUGUAAAAUUUAGACUACUUGCCUGUCUAUUCUACAGCCAUGAAAUUUUUUCUGAUAGUCUUGUUUAAAAUAUG
Molecule: messenger RNA, 3365 nt
Organism: Marchantia polymorpha subsp. ruderalis
Lineage: Eukaryota; Viridiplantae; Streptophyta; Marchantiopsida; Marchantiales; Marchantiaceae
Source: the annotation of a GenBank genome assembly